Messenger RNA from Phodopus roborovskii (desert hamster), 2094 nucleotides. RefSeq names its product origin recognition complex subunit 2 (gene Orc2). The coding region runs from base 156 to 1889 and encodes 577 amino acids. The transcript has 18 exons. Gene Ontology annotation, cellular component: nuclear origin of replication recognition complex; nucleus. The record is from RefSeq and is a predicted model, not a curated record. Gene Ontology annotation, biological process: DNA replication. Gene Ontology annotation, molecular function: DNA replication origin binding. Lineage: Eukaryota; Metazoa; Chordata; Mammalia; Rodentia; Cricetidae.
GGGGUUCGAGGGGCGGUCUCAGGCGGCGCGAGCCCUGACUUGCCGAGCUGUGGGCUUCGCGGCCGUUCUCCUUCCCGCAGGCUCUGGAUCGGUGAGUUACAGGUGACUGAAUCUUCAAGCUGCAGAAUGCAUAGCACCUUACAAGGUUGGCCACAAUGAGCACACUGCAGUUAAAGGAAUCUAAGGUGCUGAAUGUUCAAUUUGUGGGAGAUGAUAAUGUUCUCAACCACAUUUUUGAUAGAGAAGGAGGAACUAAAUUAAAGAAGGAGAAAGCUCAGCUUCUGGUCAAUCCCCAGAAAAUAAUAAAGAAGCCAGUGUGUGAAUCGGAGAAGAAUGACCAGGAAGUCUUAAAGGAUCAGAACUAUGUGGAAGUUUUGGGAAGAAAUAUUCAAGAUUCCUUGAAAAAUGGCUCUGCUGUAGAUGGUGGGAAUAAAGUUUAUUCUUUUCAACAAAGAAAACACUCUGAAGAGAUGGCUAAAUUAGCUUUAGAACUUGCAAAAACGGCAAGAAAAGUUGUACCGCUUGACUCAAAGGCUGAUCCUGAAACUAAGAAAAAGGUCACUAGAAAAGGCAAGGGGCAUUCUACUUCAGAGAAAGUACAACCGGAAAACAAUAACAAAGCUGAAUGUCUGUCAGCGCCACCUCGUAGUCUAAGAAAAAGAAUAAUAGUGCCAGUGUCUCAUUGUGACAGCGAAAGUGAGUAUUCUGCUUCCAACUCGGAGGAUGAUGAAGAGGCUGCAAGAGAUGAUGAAGACGCUGAUGUGGUUGUGCUCUCUCAAAAGAGUCGAGCUCAGAGUAGAGUACUUCCGGCUCCUGUUUCCAAAGGGACACCACUUAAGAAAAUGAAAAGAGACAAAGCAAGUGACUUGGUAGAAGAAUAUUUUGAAGCCCAUAGCAGUUCCAAAGUUUUGACAUCUGAUAGAACCCUGCAGAAGCUAAAGAGAGCCAAAAUGGAUCAGAAAAUGCUACGUAACUUAUUGAGCAAAUUCUCACCUUCCUUUUCUGCUGAAAUUGAACAGUUAAAUCAACAGCAUGAGAAAUUGUUUCGUAAAUGGAUGCUACAGCUACACCUUGGGUUCAACAUUGUGCUCUAUGGUUUGGGGUCCAAGAGAGAUUUACUAGAAAAAUUUCGAGCCACCAUGCUUCAGGGUUCCGUUCAUGUUGUCAUCAACGGCUUCUUUCCUGGAAUCAGUGUGAAAUCAAUCCUGAAUUCUAUAACUGAAGAUGUCCUCAAUCAUAUGGGUACUUUCCAGAGUGUUCUGGAUCAGCGAGACUGGAUAAUAAACAAAUUUAAAGAAGAUUCUUCUUUAGAACUGUUCCUUCUUAUCCACAAUUUGGAUAGCCAAAUGUUGAGAGGAGACAAUAGCCAGCAGAUUCUUGGACAGUUGUCAUCUUUGCAUAACGUGUACCUUAUAGCAUCUGUUGAUCACCUCCAUGCCCCUCUCAUGUGGGAUCAUGCAAAACAGAGUCUUUACAAUUGGCUUUGGUAUGAAACUACUACAUAUAGUCCGUAUACUGAGGAAACAUCCUAUGAGAAUUCCCUUCUGGUUAAACAGUCUGGGUCUCUCCCACUUAGUUCUCUGAUUCAUGUCUUACGAAGCCUUACCCCCAAUGCAAGGGGGAUUUUCCGACUACUUAUAAAGUUCCAACUGGAUAACCAGGACAGCCCUUCCUACAUUGGACUUUCUUUUCAAGAUUUUUACCAGCAGUGUCGGGAGGCAUUCCUUGUUAAUAGUGAUCUCACACUCCGAGCCCAGCUAACUGAAUUUAGGGAUCACAAACUCAUAAAAACAAAGAAGGGAACUGAUGGUGUAGAAUAUUUAUUAAUUCCUGUUGACAGCAGAACAUUGGCUGAUUUCUUGGAGAAGGAAGAGGAGGAGGCUUCUUAGAUUGUCAGUCACUUUUUAGGUGGGAGAGUCAUUGUACCCCAGCUGUUACUUCUUAGUAGGAAAGCUGGUUUAUAUCCACAUUAGAUCAUUCUGUCCAGCAUACAAAAUUUACUGUUGAAGGGGCAUGUCAUGGAUUUGAACUUUGAUUACCUGGCUGGUGUACUGUCUCUAAUACUAUGCAGUGGUCAUCAAGUUGGGGGAAAAA